This is a messenger RNA of Austrofundulus limnaeus, 5762 nucleotides long. It is a transcript of the gene fbxl4, whose product is annotated as F-box and leucine-rich repeat protein 4. Bases 511 to 2352 code for a protein of 613 amino acids. Lineage: Eukaryota; Metazoa; Chordata; Actinopteri; Cyprinodontiformes; Rivulidae. Gene Ontology annotation, molecular function: protein binding. Gene Ontology annotation, cellular component: SCF ubiquitin ligase complex. The record is from RefSeq and is a predicted model, not a curated record. The transcript has 10 exons. Gene Ontology annotation, biological process: SCF-dependent proteasomal ubiquitin-dependent protein catabolic process.
CCAACGUAGCUUCCACUUUCAGACGACUGCACUAUGUUUAGUCAGCUUUUCUAACAAAAUGAGUUCGGCUCGUGGUUUGCUGUAGAAUAUUAUGGUUUUCGCAUUGUCUGACCGGUUCAUGAAGGCAACACUAGAUAAACGACUGGAACGCUUUUGCUGGCUGGAAUAUCCGGAUAAAGUCACAGGAAAGAAGCUCCUCAUGAAUGGAUAUAUUGAUCUACGCUUACCGUAAUUGUAAUCUUGUGUUUUGUUGUCGUAAAUGUUCAGUCUUUUAAAGCGAAAGCUAACACUUCAUGUUAUGACAGCUCAGCUUCCAGGCUAGCAGCUAACGCUAGCUUACACGGACAUCACUGAUAGGAGGAAGCUCACUUUUCUCCGGGCAUGCAUGCAGCCGGGCUUCUAACUGCACUUUGUACAUCCUCAACCCUUCAAACAAUGUGCUAGUUGGAGGCUCUUCCUCUGCCUAGGCGCUGCUUCUUCCCCCCAACCCCAUCAACCUCGGAGUUCCCUAUGUUAACCCUCUUGAGCAUGUUUUACUAUAUAUGUCUGCGGCGGCGCUCAAGGAGCGGGACUCGAGGGGAGGCUCUGACCAGUCGGCGCGCCGUGGAGUCUGGUCAGCGGGCCGUGCUGCCAGUCAGUGUGGAGGUGAAGCAGUACGCCAAGGAGGUCCUGGAUUUCAGUUCCCACUAUGGCAGUGAGAACAGCAUGUCGUACACCAUGUGGAACUUGGCAGGGGUGCCCAACGUUUACCCCAGUUCAGGGGACUUUACUCAGACAGCUGUAUUCAGAGCCUACGGAACGUGGUGGGAACAGUGCGCCAGUGCUCCGCUACCUUUUCGCCGCACCCCAAAUGACUUCUACAGCCAGGAUUAYAUUGAGCUGGGCUUCGAAGAGCCGGUCUACCCCACAGCAGUGGAGGUGUUUGAGACCUACUACCCUGGAGCCAUUGUACAGAUCCUGGCCUGCUCUCACAAUCCACUCUCGCAGAAUCCGCCCACUGAUGUCAGGUGGGAAGUGUUGUGGUCAGGUGAGCCCAACAAAGCACCAACUCCCCAGGCUCGACAGUUUUCCCCAAAAAUCAAGCAUAUCAACUUCCCAACCAAUCUGCUGCGCCUGGAGGUCAACAGCUCAUUUCUGGACUACUACACUGAGCUGGAUGCUGUCAUCCUGCGGGGUGUGAAGGAAAGACCCAUGCUGGCUCUUUAUAAAAUGCCCCUCAUUGACAUAAGUGACCUGAGUGACAGUGAGGAGGAGCUGUCUGACAUCGGAGCUCCUUUCAAGCAAGGAGGAGACGGCAAGCAUCAGAAAACAGGCAAUGGCUACUUUGACAAACUGCCAUAUGAGCUCAUCCAGUUGAUACUGAGCCACCUGACCCUGCCAGACCUCUGCCGUCUGGCCCAGACCUGCAAGCUGCUGCACCAGCACUGCUGCGACCCGCUGCAGUACACCCAGCUGAGUCUGCAGCCCUACUGGGCCCGGCUGAGUGACGCCUCCCUGGGACACCUGCAGAGCCGCUGCACCCUCCUCCAGAGGCUCAACCUGUCCUGGGCCGGCAACCGUGGAGCGCUCACACUGACGGGCUUCAGCAGCUUUAUGAACGCCUGUGGUCUCAGUCUGGUCUGCCUGGAAAUGUCCUGCUGUCACUUCCUGAAUGAAGCCUGUGUAGAGGUCAUCUCCCAGACUUGUCCCUCGCUGCAGGAGCUCAAUCUGUCRUCCUGCGACCGCCUCCACCCACAGGCUUUCACCCACAUCUCCAAACUUACACACCUCCGCAGGCUCGUGCUUUACAGGACUAAGAUAGAGCAAACAGCCAUCCUGAGCAUCCUGACUUUCUGCACAGAGUUGAGACACCUCAACCUGGGGAGCUGUGUGAGGAUUGAGGAUUAUGAUGUUGUAGCCAGUAUGCUGGCCGCUCGCUGUCGCUCCCUCUGCUCUCUGGACCUGUGGCGCUGCAGAAACCUGACAGAUCGAGGCCUGACUGAGCUUGUUUCUGGCUGCAGGUUGUUGGAGGAGCUGGACUUGGGUUGGUGCCCCACGCUUCAGAGCAGCACUGGUUGUUUCCAGCAGCUCGCCCGCAGCCUGCCACGGCUUCGAAAGCUUUUCCUCACGGCCAACCGCACCAUCUGUGACUCAGACGUCGAGGAGCUGGCUGCCUGCUGCCCCUCGCUGCAGCAUCUCGACAUACUCGGUACGCGGCUGGUGAGCCUCGCCUCGCUCAAGAAACUCCUCCAGUCGUGUCCUCGGCUCGUCCUCCUGGAUGUGUCCUUCUGCUCACAGUUAGACACGCGGGUCGUCCAAGAACUGUCCGGCCUCUUCCCCAAAGUGGCCAUCAAGAAAAGUUUCACUCAGUGACCCCCACCAUCCUUUCACUGUUCUCCACCCUGAGGUAUCCUGUUGAGAGGGAGGCUGGCCGCCACAUCCGGCUCUGUAACGAGUCAGGGGCAGGUCACAUGCUGCAGGAGAUUGUUUACCUGCCUUUGCUCGCAUCACAAAUGAGAUCCUCUCUGAGCUGUCGGUAAACAAUGCGCAGGGACUGUGAGGUGAGGGUUUUCAGAUUGUUUUACAGGCUGAACACAAACGACUAAAGAUUCCUAGUCUCCACAGUGUUCAGCACAGAUUUUGUUGUUAUCUAGUGGUGACGUAAAGUCAGGGACAUUCCUGUAAAGCUGCUGUACAGGAUUUUUUGAAUAUUAAACAUCAUUUACAGUUUUUAUUGCCAAACAACACAUGACAAAAAUCUUUGCCUUCAUUAAAGAUGCACCACACAAACAAAGCAACAUCUGGGUGUGAUCCUGUGGUAAAAGAACACGAAAGAACAUCACAAGUGUGAAACGUACCUUUUCCUGUUGUAGGUGCAUUAGGGCCUUUCUUAGUGCCUUGUUAAAACAUGGAACAGGUUAUUUCUUUUCACAGGCUUUAAAAACAUUCCACUCUUAUUGUUUAGAGAGUAUUACAAAAUUAAUGGAACACUAAAAAAAACAUUGCUAGUUUUAACACAGUCAUGCAUCUUUAGGGGUCAUACGUCCUUAAGGAAAUUUUUUACAUUUAUUCAAGCACCAACUUGAGAUAAAACACAAUAGACAAAUGUCAUUUUUCACUUGACACUAUUUUUUGAAAAUUAAAUUAUAUAUUUUGCGUUUUUAUGUCUUUGUUAACACGAGGAGAUAGUAGAUAAUAAGGGAUGGAGAGAACCCUGUUGUAAGCUCAUACACUUCUAAGAGCUGAUUAUAUCACACAUCAAACUGAUAGAAAGACACUUUGUGUCAGUUUUUUUUUUUUUAUAAUACUGUCUUGUCUGCAGUUAAUUGGCCCCAAAACGGAAGUCAUGAUUCCCACAUUCAGGAACCAUCUCAUGUAAGUUAUACUGAACUGGCCUGGAAAGUUCUUGAAAUACUUAUAAUCAAAAUAAGUUGUAAAGAAUAUGAAGUUUUUUUAUUUUUAUUUUUUAAAUUUUGAGAAAUAAGAGUGGUUUAUUUUUAAACUCUGAGAGUACAGAUGAGUGUCAUUCUGAUGACAUGUGUCAGCAUCCAGUCUGUUUGGUUAGAAUUAAAAGAUCAGAGGUGCUCCUUUUGUCCCCAAAGACAUUUUAGGUUUAAAAGGUGAAAUCAAAGGGAGGCACUUCUAUACAGCUUUAGCUUUAAUGCGAACAUGCUCAUUUGUGGUGUAACAAGCUGCAGACUCAAACACAAGGAUGUCAUGUAAAAAAAGAAAAGAAAAAGAUAUGCACUGAUAGUAUGAAACUAUUUAUAUUGUAAAAGGUGAAGAAAAAACAUUUGUUUUUAGUUUUAAAUGUGUUGUAAAUGUAAAACUAAAGGCAGUGUCUUCCUGGACCAUAAAUCCUGGUGACUAGUUGGCAAACAGCCUUCACAAGGGGUCCCAAUUUUCUCCCUUGAGUUGCAGAUGCAGUUUAUGUUGAAAACUCAAGCAAAAUGUUAAAAAAAGGUGACAAAUUGACUUAUAAUAGUUGAGUCGAUGUAGGCGUUUCAAGAGGGAAAGAGCUGUAUUUUGACAAAGAAAACAUGUCCAAAUUUAAUAACCUGGCAGAUGGUAAAUAUUUAUUAUUAAAAAAAUACAAUUCAAAAUAUCCAAAUCUGCAUAUUUUUAUUUUAAAGUGUGCUCCAGUAGAUAAAAAUGGGAGUCAGGUAUAUAGACGUCAAUGAAAACAUUGACCUASAGUUUUGCAAGUUCUGCACACAUAAAAAAAAGUCAUGAUUUUUAAAUUUUGGACACCCAAAAUGUUUCCACACGGGCUCCAGACGCUUUGUCACAAACACCGAGUUCAGUGAAACUGCAAAGAAAAAUUUGUCUUUUUUCUURGUGUAUCAAGUUUGAGUCUCCGACACUCACAGCCCAGUGAGACGCUACCUGAAGCAUCUAGUAGCAUUAAUUUAGAACAAUUUAGAUUAGAAAAACAAAAAAGAAACAAGUUUCCAUAAGCCAAAUAUGCUACUGUAACAGAAAAAAAACUGAUCUUAUGGAUCAUUUCUGCUUUAAAUAUUUUAUUAAUCCAGUAUGUUGGUGUUUAUGUUGCAGUUGAGUGUCUCCACAUUUCAAAUACUUUAGGCAAAUAAGAUAAUUUGGUUUAAUUAAUUAUACUUGUGUUGAAGAGUUUUGUUGGAUUAAUGUAGGUGGAGAAGCUCAUCAGGUCCAGGUUUGUCUCAGAAUUGUUUUAAGUUCAUGAGAGUUUUGUUUGAUCAGAAGCUUCAACAUCGACCAGGCCACAGUUCAUGGUGGAAAACAGAAAUGAUCUGUUUAGAUUGGAUGAUUUAGUUUAUUACCUGUUUUCUGUCGAAGUGAGAGAAUUGUGUUGUCCUUUAAGAAAAGAACCCAGAGGUAAUAAUAUUUUUUUGGUCCUGUGAUACAUUUCCUUUWGUUCCCACUAGAAUAAAGCAGAAGGAGGAGCUCUGGAGCACUAAGAGUGUCUAAAUGUAAACGGAGAAUGGUCUGUUAAAACAAGACAGUGUUAAAACAUCAUUAUGAUUCUCCAACUCAGGGGUUAUUAACACUGUUACAUGUAUCAACAUCAUUAUAGGUAAUAUUAUUAUGUUUUAAUUAUUGUAGAACAAAUGCUUGACUCCAGUAAUGAGCAACAACUGUGGUUUUUAUUAAAACUUACACCAGACUCAGAUUUCUCUUGAAUACAAUCAGUUAUACUAAUACAACUUAAAAUUAAAGAUCUUUGUAGGUUUUGAAUGCUGCAGUAAUUGUAUAUAGCAGUUUCUGAUUAUUUAUUUCUGCUACAUGAGGCCACAGUGUCAUUGUGGCAGAAUAAUUUGAAAAGGUUUUUGAUUUUUGCAAGAAAACUUUUUUUCCCCUCUAGUAAAUAUUUGUGCCUUAUACUCUUGUUUGAAUGUGCUGUGAUGUCCAAGCAGUGUAGACUGUAGUGAAGCGCUUUGCUUUUAAGGUUCUUUAACCAAAGGAAUUCACAGUAAUUUGCCAUAUAUUGUAUAUCAGCCAUGUGAAUUAUUAUGCAAACUAUUUAUUUUCACCUCCCUGUGAAUUGUGACUGUGGCUGCAGAAAUGGUAAUGUUCAGUCCUGUUUUGCUUUGUUUCCCCUGUAAUGAUGCUGAGCUGUUUGAGGUCCUUUGUAUAUUUGGUUUAAAGGUGUUACGCAACAUAUGCAGCUGAAGUUGAGGAGCUUUUUUAAAUCUACUGUACCUUUUAAAAUGUAGGUGAGCAACAGCAAUUACAGAUUUCCUGCUUCCAGUUAUUGAUUUUCCUAUUUUAUUACAAGUUUGAUUAAAAACUUUUAAAAUAUUGAA